Molecule: messenger RNA, 1857 nt
Organism: Sinocyclocheilus rhinocerous
Lineage: Eukaryota; Metazoa; Chordata; Actinopteri; Cypriniformes; Cyprinidae
Product: relaxin receptor 2-like
Exons: 12
Coding region: 20-1360 (446 amino acids)
Biological process (GO): hormone-mediated signaling pathway; activation of adenylate cyclase activity; adenylate cyclase-activating G protein-coupled receptor signaling pathway
Cellular component (GO): plasma membrane
Molecular function (GO): protein binding; G protein-coupled peptide receptor activity
Source: RefSeq, a predicted model, not a curated record
UCAGAACAACAUAAUUCAGAUGGUCUCAAGCUGUGCCUUCGGCGGACUAUUCAGUCUAGAAAAACUGUUUCUCAGCCAAAACCACAUAACAUAUUUAGGACCUGGUGUAUUCCGAGAUCUACACAAGUUAGACUGGCUAGUGUUAGACCACAACCCACUUAAAACCAUUACCCGGGAUACGUUCAUCGGUCUGAGGUCACUGACAUUUCUAUCCAUGGUUAACACGUCCCUGUUGUGGCUCCCUGACUCGAGUCUCUGUCAGCACAUGCCCUUGCUCAGGUGGUUGGACUUCGCUGAGAACCACGUUGGGUUGCUGAAUUAUUCCACUCUGAAGACAUGCACCAAGCUCACAGUGCUAUCACUGCAUGACAAUAAAAUCAAGAUCCUUCUAGAAAACACGUUUCAUUCUCUUGGAUCUUUGGUUGAACUAGAUUUGUCUUGCAACAGAAUUUCCAAUCUUCCUAAAAACACUUUCAGGAGUUUACAAUAUCUGCAAAAACUGAAUAUAUCCCAUAAUCCUUCACUCCAUAUUCAUGCCAGUCACUUCGAUCACCUGGUCCAACUUGAGUCUCUAAGUCUGGAGGGCAUUGAAAUUCCUGAUAUAACCACCAAGAUGUUUCUUCCGAUGGGAAACCUGUCCCACAUAUAUUUUAAGGAUUUUCAGUACUGUUCCUAUGCCCCACAUGUUCGGAAAUGUAAACCUAAUACGGAUGGCAUUUCAUCAGUGGAAGACCUGCUAGCCAGCAUGGUUCUGCGGGUGUCCGUCUGGGUUAUGGCCUUCAUCACCUGCUUUGGGAAUCUCUUUGUUAUCGGAAUGCGCUCCUUCAUUAGAGCAGAGAACAACCUGCAUGCAGCCUGCAUCAAAGUCUUGUGUUGUCUUAAUCUGGUGGCGUUCUUGGUGAUUGUCGUUUCCUAUUCCAGCAUGUUCUGUUCCAUUUAUAAAACCGGCAUCAAUACCACAGAUGUACGCAGUCGGCUACAAAAAGAUGUGGCCGUGGCCAAUCGCUUUUUCUUUAUUGUGUUCUCUGACGCCCUCUGCUGGAUACCCAUAUUUUUGGUCAAAACUCUCUCUCUGCUAAAAGUUGAGAUUCCAGGAACAAUAAACUCCUGGGUGGUGAUCUUCAUUCUUCCUAUCAACAGCGCCCUUAACCCCAUCCUCUACACCCUGACCACCAGCUUCUUCAGAGAGCAGGUGGAGCUCCUCCUGUGCCGCUGGCAGCGGCGCUCGGCAUCAAAGAAAAACCGUAAGAGUCUCACCAGCUCCACCAUCUACAUGGAGACCCCUCGAAAUGCAGAAUACCCCGCAAAAAUGUCCUUGCCACGACUGUCUUUGGCAGACAUGGAUAACCAAUAUGGGUGAAAGAGCCAGUGAGUGAAAGGUAUCAUAGUUAGGCCUAUCAUAAUCAUUAUCUGGAGACAAGACUGGAGAGAAUAACAGUCUUUCCUGGAACAAUUUAUGUGAAAGGAUGGUACUGUGAUUCUUGCUGUUUGUGUUCCAAUAUGGAGUGCUCUUUUUAGACACGUGACUAUAGCUUCACUGUUUUCUCCAUUAGGAGAAGCACUUUUCAUCAUUUUAGCUAGAUAAGAGCCUCGGACCCCUCCAGCGUCCAUUUCCCCCCUAAACGCCAUGUCUGACUCACAGCCCCUGAGCUGGGCUUGUUGUGUGUCUCAAAAGCUUUUAAAGAAGAAAAUCAAUGACUACAAAGCGCAGUAGAAGACUGUCAGUAUUUACUGCAGAGCACAUAUUAGAGGGAUCAAAGGAACUUUACAGCACAUGAAUGACAAUUUUUUUUUAUGGAAAUGUUUCGAUAUGUGGUUUUGAGAUUGAAUUUGAGAAGUUAUUGAUAAUGUACAGCA